Molecule: messenger RNA, 1419 nt
Organism: Cladophialophora yegresii CBS 114405
Lineage: Eukaryota; Fungi; Ascomycota; Eurotiomycetes; Chaetothyriales; Herpotrichiellaceae
Exons: 4
Coding region: 1-1419 (472 amino acids)
Biological process (GO): DNA-templated transcription
Molecular function (GO): zinc ion binding; DNA binding
Source: RefSeq, a predicted model, not a curated record
AUGUCGAAGCUUACAGAAAGAUUGUCGAUGGCACGGACACGAAGGGAGCGAGGGUGCCCAUCUAUGUUGGUAUGUUCAUUUUGCCGUUCUGUCAAGGAAGAAAACGCUAAGCCGUCGUGCGUGCUAGGGGAACUACAGUCACUGCGUUUCAUCUUCCACGUGGCACGCGAGGACAAGGGGAUCUCGUGCAAGGCUCACUAUCUGAUUCCCGAACCGAGGAGACGGACCCUCUCGCCAGAGGAACUCGCCUGUCUGGAGGCCAAGGGUGCGUUCUCCACCGAGACGGACGAUCUGAGAGACCAGCUGCUCAGUCUGUUCUUUGACUAUGUCUAUCCGAUUCUCCCGAUCAUUGACCCUGACGACUUCUAUCGCCGCUACGACGCCGGGGGUGCCGCCAGCAUUAGUCCGCUGCUCCUGCAGAGUAUGUUCCUGGCGGCAAGCAACUUUGUUUCGCGAGAUGCCUUGAAAAAGUCUGGCUGGUCGUCGGUGAUGACUAUGAAGAGACGGUUCUACGAACGAGCAAAAGCACUAUACGACGUCGAGUACGAGACAGACAAGCUCUGCCUGAUCCAGUCGGUCCUCCUCCUGGGCUAUUGGCUGGGCAAUUCGCACGACAGGAUGGACAGCUGGCAUUGGAUCGGCGUGGCCAUCAGCCUCAGCCAGAGUCUCGGGCUGCACCGGGACGCCGGCUGCUCCAGGAUCCCUCCGUCCCAACGAUCCUUGUGGCGAAGGAUCUGGUGGUGCUGCUUCUACCGCGACCGCUGCAUCGCGUUGGGCAUGGGCCGCGCGUACCGCAUCCACACCGCAGACUGCGACGUGAAAGACCUGACGCUCGAAGACUUGGUAUGUACUGGCAUGCCCCUCCCUGGCUUGAAGGAUACAAGUGCGGCCAUGGUCAGGCGCUGCAACAUGUACGCCCCCAUGUUCCUCGAGAUCAUCAAGGCGAGCCGGCUUCUCGGCGACGUCCUUGCAUCGGUAUAUCGACCUCGGCGGAAAGACGAAGAGUUUCUGGAGUCGUCGACAUGGAAUACCGCUCAAGCUCUCGAGGAGAAACUCGCCGCCUGGCAACUGGGCCUUGACCCGCGGUGUCGGGUCGACAGCCCUGCCUUUAGUGUCGACGAACCACGGGCCAUGAUUCUACACAAGUACUACAUCCACAUUCUGCACCACGUCACAGUAAUCACGCUGUACAAGCCGUUCGUCUUCCAAGGAGACGUCCUGCCCACGGAUCCUGCAAGCGACCUCCGCGCCCGCAGAGCCUGGGAGGCCUGCCAACUGUCCGCUUCGGCCGCGACCGACAGUUUCAGAAGACUCACCGAGCUGGACCUGAUUAGGUUCCUGCCUCCAGAAAGGCAAGUCUCGCACAUCACGGGCCUCCCCGUCUCCAUCAAUUGGCUGAUCGAUCGAUCCACUCACUGA